UUAAAGAGAGAGAGAGACACAACACAGAGAAGAGUUCCUGAAUCUCUGUUCUUGUCCGAGAGGAGUGAGGAAGACUCAAAAGAUCGUUGUGGUCUUGUUCCUACUUACACCUCUUUUAAAAAUCUUUGGUUAUGGUGGAUUCUCUAUUCCCGACCAUCGACACCACAGAUGACGUGGCGUCUCCGGAGUCAAGACGCAAGAGGCGGAGGAUAUCAGAAACGUCCAAAGAGGCGGCAGAGUCAUCAUCAGAGGCCCAACGGAUCAACGAAGAAAGCUCAAAGCGAUGGAGAACCAAUCGCGUCCAACAGAUCUACGCUUCCAAGCUCAUCGAAGCUCUACGCCGAGUUCGUCAGAGAUCCAACGACGCCGGAAAAAUCACCUCCGUCGCGAGAGAGAUACGCGACACGGCGGACCGAGUUCUCGCGGCGUCGGCUCGCGGCACGAGUAGAUGGAGCAGGUCGAUCUUAGCGGCUCGCGUCAGAGCGUGUCUGAAGAAACAUAAGAAGGCGAAGUCAAAGGGAACUCGCAAGCCGAGAAAAGACACGGCGGCGGAGAGGAGACGGGUUGAAAAACUGCCGGCGGUUGAGAGGAAACUGAAGAUUCUCGGGAGGUUAGUUCCCGGUUGUCGGAAAGUCGACGUGCCGAACCUUUUGGAUGAAGCGAGUGAUUACAUCGCGGCUCUGGAGAUGCAGGUUCGAGCCAUGGAGUCACUAGCAGAGCUUCUAGCAGCCGCUGCGCCACCGUCGACGACGUUGACCCGACCGUAACAGCGGCAGUUAGUUUGUCAGUUGGUAAACUAGUUAUUUUUUUUACCUUUUUAUCCCCUUUGUUUGGCUCAAGUUUUUUUUUAUUUGUUUCUGUUUUAUGAUUUCAUGUAUUUUAUUUCUGUACAUUGUACAUUACUUUGUUUAGUUGUGUCCAUUUUGAUAUUCUUAAUUUUUC
This is a messenger RNA of Eruca vesicaria subsp. sativa (arugula), 942 nucleotides long. Lineage: Eukaryota; Viridiplantae; Streptophyta; Magnoliopsida; Brassicales; Brassicaceae. The record is from the annotation of a GenBank genome assembly.